Messenger RNA from Thamnophis sirtalis, 4369 nucleotides. The record is from RefSeq and is a predicted model, not a curated record. NCBI's taxonomy places the organism in Eukaryota, Metazoa, Chordata, Lepidosauria, Squamata, Natricidae.
CUGUGAGUACCAAAGACCUGUUAAAACAAGGAGAGCAGCGAGAGAGGAGCACCCAAAGUGCACCUAGUAAAAUCCAACGUCGGGAAUGGCUUCAGAAAGCUGUGCAGAUCAGGACAGAAACUGGAUCUAGACUCUGCAUUGCUCCCCCUUGUGAGUAUUCUGAGGAUUUUGAAUCUGAGGAAAGUUUAGAUCUGCAGACAACUGACUGUGAAGAGAAUGAUACUUUCCAGGAACUCAGGCAAAGCUUGGAGUUUGCCAGGAGCCGAAACCAGGUGAAAGGGGACUGUUCCGAGGAUUCUGACUCCAUUGAGGAGGAGGUUCCCACUGAAGUUUCCGAGAUGAAAGAACCCGCUGAACAUCUGGGAGGGGCCGCUGAGCUGCUCCUUGCCAAAGCAGCAGCAGCUCUCCCCCCUCUGCCUGGCUCAGACUCUGCUUCGGCCGCUGAGCCUCUCGUGUUGGAGUUCAAGCCAACCUGUCCAGGCAUUAAGAAGGAGCAAAGUCUCUCUGCAAAAAGGAAGGGCACUGCUGGAACCUACCUGCCCAUCAAGCCCAUGAGUCCGGCAGCUGCAGGUCGUCGGUGCCUGGAAGAACAGGAAGGAACCACCUCUAGACCAAUAAGCCGAUCAGAAAGACCACUCUCAGCUGUUCGGAGAAACGUGUCCGAGAAGAAGGAUCCAGCACACGCUGCUUCCGUGGUCCUCAAAGCUAUGCAAGCAGAAAACGAGACGCUACAAAAGGAGCUGCUCUGUAGGCAGCUGGAGGCUUCUGCAGAGUCAGUGCUGGCUUCUGGUUCUGCAACAGUGGAUGCAGUUGUCUCCACAGCUCCGGAACAGACUGGACCUCUGGAAAACAGGCAACAGAAGAAACUUUUCAAAGCUCUGCAAAUGACUGAGACUCCGUCCGUCUGCUGUGGCCCUCCAGCUUUGGGCUUUGGACAGCAACAGCUUCCUGUUCUGGACCACGUGGGAUUGGAAAAGGAGAUCCGGGAUGCCAUCUAUAUUACUAUAGAGAUCCUGUCCAACUGGGGAGACGUGUCCCGUGUGGGUCUCACAGAAGUGGAGUUCUUUGAUUUGAAUUUUGAGAGAAUGUUUGUGUCACCUCACGAUGUGGACAUCCGACAUGCGGAUCCACCUGGAGAGCUGAGCUGCUUAGUUAACCGAAGCACAAAUGUCCCCCGAGAGCUUCUCCCCUGGUCAUGCCUCUUCCAGCCUCCAGUGCAGCUGUACUUUGUUGUCCGAAACCCCAGCCUCUCCGGAGACUUUGGCCUCUCCAGGAUCAGGAUCUGGAACUACAACUCGACCGUUGGUGGUGAUCUGAACAUUGGAGCAAGGAAUAUUAUUGUAUAUGUUGAUGGGUGUCUGAUCUUUGCUGGGGAACUGCAGAAGGGCUGCUUGGCUCAGGAUGCUGAUGGCAAUGGCUGCACUUCCAUUGAUCUCCCAACCAACCUUCCUCCAAAGGGAAAGAUAGACAAGAACUGGACUUCUGCAGACCCAAGAGAGGAGCUGGACAAGCUGCUGCUGUUCGAUUGGAAGCCUUCCGUAAAAGAAAACUGCCUUGAGGAGAAAGAGAGAGCCUGUGAUUCUGAUCUCCAACCCAGCCCAAACAUCAGCAGCCUCGUCUCACUGGAGGCUGCAAGGUGUGUCUUCCCUGGGGAUGACGGUUCCCUAAGUGAGGAAACAGAGGAACGUUCCCAGCCAGACAGUUUGAGCUCCCCUGGUAUUCUGACCCCUCCCGAGACAAAGGGGGAGAUGCAGGUUAGCUGUGGAAAGCAGAAACUGCCUCCUUUGGGAUUACAAGUCCAGCUGCCUUCAGAGAGCAUCAAGAGAGACUGUCUAAGAACACCUGAUGGGGGUCUCCGUCUCUCUCCAACUGAGGAACAUCAACCCAGCAGCGAGGCCCCAGAGGCAGGCGAGAGACCCUCAGAGGAGAGUCAGGAGUCCAUCCCUGACCUGGAUUUCUUGAAACCACUUCUUUGUAAAUACAGUGGUCCGGGUGAGCUGCUUCCCCCUGAUCGAGAUCUUGGAGAGAAGGAAGAAUUCAGCCACCCCUUCUAUAGAGAGAAAGCUGCCCUUGACCAAGAGGAGCCCUUCCCGGCCAAGGGCAGCACGAGGCCCUCGAGAGCCAAGUGGGGCACCUCGCAGGAGCACAUGCUGCAGGAAUCUUGGAAUUCGUUAUCGAAAUUCAAUCAUUCACAUCGUGGUCGAAUCUCCAAUAUGGAUUUCCAAGGUGACAUUUUUGAUGAGUUUCUCCAUCAGCAGAAAAUUAGCCGGCAAGAAGAUCAGAAGUUCAUGAUAAAGGACCAGACACGGGGGCUGCCGGUGCAGAAGAAGGCAGACAGCUGCAUAGACCUGGAAGAUGAGAGCGAAUUUAAAAUCCCCGUCUUACCGCACGGUCAGCACUUAAACAUUGACAUCAGGUCAACCUGGGGAGACAGACACUAUGUUGGUCUGAAUGGACUUGAGCUGUUUAGCUCAAAAGGUGAGCCCAUCCAGAUAGUAAAAAUCACAGCCAGCCCACCUGAUAUCAACAUCUUGCCUGCAUAUGGCAAAGACCCCAGGAUUGUAACUAAUCUCCUGGAUGGAGUGAACAGGACACAGGAUGACAUGCACCUCUGGCUGGCUCCCUUCACUCCAGGAAAGUCUCACUGUGUUUACCUGGACUUUGCAAAGCCAUGCGAGGUAGCCAUGAUUCGCAUCUGGAAUUACAACAAGUCUCGCAUCCAUUCCUUUCGGGGGGUGAAGGACCUCUCCAUUCUCCUGGAUGAACGCUGCAUUUUCCAAGGAGAAAUUGCCAAGGCUUCAGGGACACUAGCUGGAGGUCCAGAGCAAUUUGGAGACACCAUCCUGUUCACAACCGAUGAAGACAUUCUUGAGGCCAUUUACUGUUACGAUGAGUCCUGCGAGGAGGAAGUUGAAAGCAGGGGCAGCCUGGGCUACGAGGAGGAGCUGAAGAGGCCGACAACAGCGGAUGGAGAAGGGGAUGAGAGGCCCUUCACUCAGGCGGGUUCCAGGACAGAAGACAAGCCAAGUCAGGAGCAAAUUGCAGGGUCAGAUUCCCUCUCCGAGGUCGUGACAAGCAGAGAACCUGGAGUCUACUCUGGAAAAUGCCUGCUGCUGAAUUUCACUGCUUCUUGGGGCGAUUCCCAUUACCUUGGACUGACAGGGCUUGAAGUGGUCGGAAAGGAUGGCCAAGCACUCCCAUUCUCUGUGGAUCAACUCUCUGCUUCUCCUCAGGAUCUCAAUGAUCUUGUGGAGUAUGUGGACGAUUCAAGGACCUUAGAUAAGUUGAUUGAUGGAAAAAACAUCACUAUGGAAGAUAACCACAUGUGGCUCAUUCCCUUUUGCCCCGGAGAAGAUCACCUGGUAACCAUCCAUUUCACCCAAGUAGAAAAUAUUGCAGGGCUUCGCAUCUGGAAUUACAACAAAUCUCCUGAGGACACCUAUCGAGGGGCUAAGAUAGUCCACGUAUGGUUGGACGGCUGCUGCAUCUCCCCUCCAGGGGGCUUCCUUAUUCGCAAAGGACCAGGCAACUGUCACUUUGACUUUGCUCAAGAGAUCCUCUUCAUCAACUACCUUGUGGGUCCCACAGUUGCUCUGGCACGUGAACGGAGUGAAGUGAAGAAGAGGGAGCAAGGCAGCAUGGAGUACGAAGCACCACUGAUGCCGUGUGGAUUCAUCUUCCAGUUCCAGCUACUCACGAGUUGGGGUGAUCCAUAUUACAUUGGUUUAAACGGGCUGGAGCUGUAUAAUGAACACGGGGAGAAGAUUCUUUUAAAUGAGAACAACAUUGCAGCUUUUCCAGACAGUGUCAAUGUCCUGGAGGGAGUCAGCGGAGAUAUUCGAACACCAGACAAGCUCAUUGACAAUGUGAAUCACAGCAAUGAUGGAAGGCACAUGUGGCUUGCACCAAUUCUGCCAGGGCUGGUGAAUCGAGUUUACAUUAUCUUUGACUUGCCAACUACCAUUUCCAUGAUCAAGCUAUGGAACUAUGCAAAAACUCCCCAGCGAGGAGUCAAGGAAUUUGGACUCCUUGUGGAUGAUUUGCUGGUGUACAAUGGCAUUCUCGAUCUGGUGAGCCACCUGGUCCCUGGCAUUCUUCCCACCUGUGAGCCUGUCAUUCCCCACCACACCUUCCUCUUCACGGAGGACGAGAAGAUCUGCCGGCAGGAGAGGAGCACCAUGGCUAGCAACCAAAUGGAGGACCAGGAUGUGCGGCUGACGAAUGAGAGCCAGCUUAUCUCCUCCUCUUCCAGAAAGAAGCAAAAGGCAGCUGCUGAUCCAGCUCUUCGUCCUAAAACCUGCAUUCAGGACAAAGGACCAUUGCGGAGAACAAGACAUUGAGGAAAGAACAGGGGGGGGGGGGCAGUCUU